AUGAAACGGUUCUACUAUCUUCUCUGUGUAUGCUUGCUGUCGUGCAAUGUGGUGCACGCCUCCUAUUCUCACUUGCAAGCGAUUGAUUUCUCGCAGCUGCAACAGCAGCAGAAAUCAUCAAUUACACAGCAGCAGCAGCAACAACAGGACCAACAAUCGCAGGAGCAAACUGACACCACCACCGACUCAUCCGAAGACUAUGACAGCCACCCGCAGUACAGUUUCGCUUACGAUGUGCGCGACACGCUGACCGGCGACGAAAAGCAGCAGGAGGAAAAACGGGAUGGUGACCUAGUGCAAGGACAGUAUUCGCUCGUUGAACCCGAUGGCACACGCCGUGUUGUGGAGUACACCGCUGACGAUAUCAACGGCUUCAACGCCAUAGUCUCCAAACAAUUGGUGGAUGAGCGCUCUCGCGCUUCCGCUUCGGCCACAGCUUCAUCCUCACGGUACAACAGUUUCGAAACACUGCAAUCACAAAUUCAAACACAGGCCAUCGCCGAAGCUCAAGCCCAGGCUGCAUCUUAUGCCGAGGCUCAGGCGCUCGCCGAAGCACAACUCCAAGCGCAGGCUAAGGCACAUGCCGAGGCCAUGGCUCAAGUACAAAGCGACGCCGAAUUGCAGGCGCGCAUACAGGCGGAAGCCCAGGCACGCGCUCAAGCCCAGCAACUGAUGGAACAGUUUCAGCAACAGUACAAACAACAACAGCAACAACAGCAGGAACAACAGGAGCAAUUAGCACAACUGCAACAGCAGCAGCAGCAACGCCAACAGCAACAACAAUUGCGUACACAAACCCAACAGGCACAAGAGCGCCUGACCAACGAGCAAGCCCUACUGCUGUCGCAAUCACUGCCCUCACGCACACUCGGACACAGCGUGCAUGCUACUGUAGUUUCACACCCACCCACGAUCUUGUCACGCACACCCAGCGGCAGCGUCUACGCCCAACAACGCGACCUAACCGCACUGAAGGAGUUGCGCGACGGUAGCGCACGACAGAUCAUCGAACGCACCAACCUCCCGCAGAUAGUGAUUACUCAACCGGCUAGCGCAACGGUACAAGCUCAAGUCAUACACUCACCAUUGUUAUUGGACGGCAGCUCUGGCGCAACAGGCAUGCGUAGCGUCAUCUCUACAAAGAUCACCAAUGGCAGCGGCAAUGGCGGACGCAGCAGCACCAUUUCACUACGUGGAGAUGCCGGGCGCCUGAGUGCCGCCGACCAAUUGCUGAACCAGCUCGACACUGACGAUGAUGACACACUAACACGCAACAGCCUGCGACUGCUCAGCGGCGGCACCGGCAGCAGCGGCAGCGGUGGCAGCAUCAAGGGACGCACCAACGGCGGCUUAAGUGGCAGUAGUAUCGGCAGCAGCGGUCUGAGCGGUUUCGACAGCAGCAGCAGUGGCUCCGAUGAACGCGGCAGUGAUCGUGAGGGAAAUGUAUUGCGUAACGGACUAAGAAAUUCGAAUAGACGCUUGCAGAGCCUCUUCUCCAGCAGCGGCAGUGGUUCGAACGGAAACGGCAGUGGCAAGUCGACAUGGUAAAUAAAACGGGAAAUCGGAAAAUACAAACACAACAAAACAAAAAUACUUUUAAAUUCAAACGAUUCUAAAACGAGAGAGAGAGAGAGUAGGACGAAAAUGCAAACGAAUGAGUAGAAUAGACAAUAAUGAAUGUAGAGAGAAAUAGAGCGUGUUAGCGUAUAACGGUAAAUGUAUUCAAAGAAAACUAGUGUGAUCAACAGUCAGCAACGCGAUUUGGCAACAGACCCUGGCUAUUGUAUAACGGACUAUGAUUUGCAGCAGCCGCCAUCAGUAACGGCAUUAACAUAGGCUUAGAAUUAGUUUGUAGACUUGUUUGCAUUUUUCUCAGUAGCAUUUAAUUACUAACAGACUUGUGGUAGAGAACUAUUUAGUUGACUUAUAUAUGUAUAUAUAUACUUGUAUUUUCGGGAUUUGGGUGAAUUUCAGCUAUCGCUUUUCUGUCUACGCUUAACACAAUUACAUACUCACAGGCGCGCGCGCACUAACUCGCUCACUAACAACGCUUUUACUACGCUUUCUGCGAGAACAUACGAAACGUGAACGAACAGUUAACCGUUAUAAACACCCACUAUACGCAUGUAUAUAAAAACGCUUUCAUUAUUUCUAUGUAAAAUAUUUAUUUCCAAGCGAAAACUUUGUGAUUUAGACUUACUUUAUGUUGUCUGAAAAUAUUGUAUCUAUAGCUUACUCAGCCGAAGAACCUAUCCGUUUAGUAUUUUGAUGUUUACAGAAACUAUUUUAUUUUCUUCUAAGUCGAUUUAUAAAUAUUUAUGUACACUAAAGUGUUGUUCAUGUUAACGUUAUGUGACUAACCAAGCUUCAUAUAAUUUAUUCUUACUAAUAUUCAAUUCAAUGUUUUUAUAUUUUUGUAUUCAACAUGUUCUCACAUUUUAAGAAUCUAGAUAUUUAAGUGCAACUUGC
Messenger RNA from Bactrocera tryoni, 2469 nucleotides. RefSeq names its product ras-interacting protein RIP3. The record is from RefSeq and is a predicted model, not a curated record. The transcript has 3 exons. NCBI's taxonomy places the organism in Eukaryota, Metazoa, Arthropoda, Insecta, Diptera, Tephritidae. Bases 1 to 1548 code for a protein of 515 amino acids. Gene Ontology annotation, cellular component: extracellular matrix.